Fusarium graminearum PH-1 is the source of this 2432-nucleotide messenger RNA. RefSeq lists its product as uncharacterized. Gene Ontology annotation, cellular component: nucleus. The transcript is spliced from 2 exons. Gene Ontology annotation, molecular function: DNA binding; zinc ion binding. Lineage: Eukaryota; Fungi; Ascomycota; Sordariomycetes; Hypocreales; Nectriaceae. Gene Ontology annotation, biological process: DNA-templated transcription. The record is from RefSeq and is a predicted model, not a curated record. Bases 208 to 1926 code for a protein of 572 amino acids.
GAUGAUGACGACGGUUGCAUUCAGUGCCAAGCUGCUGGCUCCGAAUGUUCCCUUUCUUCCAGUCCUCAGUCCCGAAAGAGGAAACUAAACGGUGAUGCUAGCGAAGAUAUCAUCGGGAAAAGAAGUUCACCGGGUCUUACAUCCAGGCGACGAAACCAUAAUUCCAGCCUCUCAAGCACCGCCGCUAGCAGUUCGUUUCUUGAAGAGAUGGCCAAUGUCGGCGGCCCUACCAUGCUGAAACGCACGCUGGGCCUCCAAGACGACCGUUACAGCCAAUAUAUUGGCCCUACCACCGACUUUGAACCAUCACUUAUUAAUCUUUCUUCCUUCGAUCCCCAUGACGAGAGUCUCUUGUCCAGAGGUACCCUUCGCAAAGUCAGCGAGCACGACACUUUCUUGAUGUUGCCUGACUCUAGCACUCCGGGGCACGAGCAUGUGACGCAAGACGCCGAUCACAUUGAGUCCAUCGUGGCGCCCCAUGGAAGGCAUCUUAUCGACCUUUACUUCAGCGUUGUUCAUCCAGGAUUUCCUAUUAUUCAAAAACAUGUCUUUAUGGAAAAGUAUGAACGAUCUUACAGAGAGUUUUCGCCGCCACUACUAGCAGCUGUGUACAUUAUUGCCAUCAAUUGGUGGGAUCAAAGCGAGGAGUUGGCAGGAAAGCCACGGCCCAACGUCAAGGAGCUCGAAAGCCUCAUUCGGGCAACUUUGGAUGAGGCAACCUUUCGUCCAAAACUUUCGACAAUCCAAGCUGGUCUGCUACUCUCUCAACGACCUGAGGGUGACCAAUGGGCUCCUACUGCCCAGUUAGUGGCACUCGGUCACGAGUUGGGGCUGCACCUUGAUUGUACGCAUUGGAAGAUACCACCGUGGGAAAAGGGUUUAAGAAAACGAUUGGCAUGGGCUCUUUACAUGCAGGACAAAUGGGGUGCUCUUGUUCAUGGGAGACCGUCGCAUAUCUUUGCUACUAACUGGGGCGUUCAGCCUCUUACCGCAAACGAUUUUCCAGAUGUCGAAUGGGACGAGAACGAUCCAGAAGAAAAACUUGAUAUUGAGAAGGGGCGAGUAUUGUUCACUCGUGCGGUACAGCUUUCGGAAAUUCUUUCAGAAAUUCUCGACACAUUUUAUACCCUACAAGCCAUGAAUACGGUCGCAAACGCGGGUAAGCAGGGAACGCAACUAGUGUUGUCGCUCGCGAAGCCAAUUCAGCUCAAGCUAAAGGAGUGGUACGGGGGAUUGCCGCAACUCAUUCGCUUGGACUCCUCAUACUCUUCUCUUAACCCUUCUUCCAGCAGGUUGUCGAGUAUCGGAUAUCUCCACUUGGCAUACUUUGCGGCCGAAAUCACUCUCCAUCGGCGGAUUAUUCGAUCAUUAGCUUCGCCAUCCAGUUCUGUCGACUCUUACGUACAGCACAUAUGUCGCAGCGCCGCCAAGGCACGUCUCAUUUCCGCCAUGGAUUUUGUCAAUCGUCUUGGACCGAACCACCUGCGCUCGUUUUGGUACUUUGCUUCCAAGACCAAUUUUGCGUUGAUUGGGACGUUUGGCUCUCUCCUUUGGGCGACAUCACCUGGGCGCGAGGAAGCCGACUGGUAUCGACGACGACUGGGAGAGUACCGAUGGACUCUCUCUGUGAGUUCAAAACCUGGCGAAGGCACAGGCCUGACUGAGUUCGCCAUGACAAUGCUGGAUAUUUCAACGGGUUUGCUCAAGCAGCUACCAGAAAAGCCUUCGAUGAGUCGGAACGGAAGCCAUGCCGAUCUGUCGGUUUCUGCGCCACCUAUUUUCAGUGGCGGUAUCUUGGACAGUCUGGGUAGCAGGCCCACUGCAGCAGAAAUUAGUGCUAUGCGUAGUCCACGCACCGACGACGAAGAGGAGAUGGAGGAGAUGGAUAGUAGCGACGACGACAUGGAAGAUUAUCCUCGGAUGUAAGACUUGGGGGGAGCAAGACGACAUACACGACAUUUACAAAAGGAAAAGGGUUCGAUAUUCCAAUGAUUGAAGAUUAGGAACGAUUUGAGGGUAUUGUUUGGAAUAUGCAGCCACGGCUCACAUCUUUCGGGCGUUUAUGUCGUUGCUGCGUUGUGUUUUGGUACGACUGCGGAGUUGGAUUGGCAUUGGCAUUGGCAUUUUUGUCAUCCUUUUUAAGGUCUUAUCAUUGAUGAUUUUUUUUUCUUCUGAUCAUUACGGUUUGGGACGAAUGAUACCUGGGUUACUCUUUCUCGAGGCCCCUCUGGAAGGGCUCGAGACAUGACGGGAUGGCAUGCAAGCGCAUAUGAGAUUCAAGCAUGGAGAUUAUUGUAUUGUGUGAAGUGAGUUGAGCAUGGUCUACUUAGAAUGGAUUGUUAUGAGUUACGUAUAAUACGAGAAAUGGCAUUACUAGUGACUGAGUUUUUCGGAUUUCGUCUUUCCUCUUUACUCCGGAAAAUUUGGAGGUU